AUGUACAGCAAAAAAAUAUUAUAUUCAUCUUUCUUAUUUUUAAUUUUAUUAAGUGUAAUAUUUUGUAGUGAAUCAGAUACAAAUUCAUAUGAUGAAAAUGUAAAGAAGAAUGAAGUUUUUGAUGCUUUAAAUGAACAUUUAGAUAGUAUAAGUAAUAUCGUUAAGGUAAAUAUUAUGGAUGCCCUCUCUGAGAAUAACCCCUCUCUCAUAAAAAGGACAUACGAAGCUGUUGAAAUAAAUGAUGAUGAUUAUAUUCUUGAAUAUGUAGGAGAUUGUACUGGCAAAUAUGGAGAAGGUUCUAUCUCUUUUGAUGAAAAUAAGAAAUACAAUUAUAGAAAGUAUUUAGAUGUAGAAAGUGAAUUACAAAAAGUGAAAGGUCAAGAUGAUGACGAUGAGGAUGAGGAGGAUGAAGAUGAUGAUGAAGAUGAUGAAGAGGAUAAUAAUAAAUAUAAUGAUAAACAUAAUGAUAAUGAUGAUGAUAAUAAAUUAUAUAAAAAUAAUGAUAAGUAUUCAAAUCAGAAAAAAGAUAAUUUGAAGGGACCACAUUUUAAACAAACACAUUAUAUAUAUGCAUCCAAUGAAGAUGAUAAUGAAACAAGUAGGUUGCCAAAAAAACAAGUACAUAAAAAGGAUGAAAGAUUAAAUAAUGAAUCAAAAACAAAUUUAAGAAAACAAGAACAUAAAGAAAAAUCAAACGAAUAUCCUAAUAAUGGAUUAUCUGUAGUUCAAAUAUCUAUAGUAACUAAUGAAGAUUUUUUAAGAAAAGUUAAAGAAAGAAAUAAACAGAAAAAUAAAAAAACAAAAAAAAAUGAAUAUGAUACUGAUGAAGAAUCAGAAAGUUCAGAGGAUACAAGUAAAGAUUCGUAUUCAUCUGAUCCAUCUACUAUUCAUGAUCAAAAUGAAAAUGAAAAUGAAAAUGAAUAUGAAAAUCAAAAUCAAAAUCAAAUUAAAAAUCAAAUUCAAAAUCAAAAUCAAAAUCAAAAUUGCAUUUCUUGCAAACAACGUUCAGAUACUAAUUCAAAUUUAAAUAAUGAUAAUUCAAAGAAGGAACAAGAUUCUCAUAUUAAUAAUGUAGAAAACGGUUCUCAGAAAAAUUUAGAAAAAAAUCCUUGCAAUGAUCAUCACAAACAUGUUAACCAAGAAUCAUUAUCAAUGUAUUCUAAAGAUAAUAUGAAUAGGAAGAAUGAUAAAAAAAAUAAUGGAGAUCUUUAUAAUAUAAAAAAAGAUAAUGAUCUAUCUGAAUUCGAAAAAUUUGAUAAAACAUAUUACGAAUUUUUUUCAAAUGGACAUGAUCCAUUCUCAAUAAUAACAACAUCUAGAUAUGAAAAUGAAAUAUUAAAUGAUAAUUAUAAAAACUAUAAUUUCAAUGAACAAGAAAUAAGACUUAUUCAAAGCAUGAUAAAUACAUUUAUUUAUACAUACAAAUUAAAUUAUGCAAAAAAUAAAUCUAUAUCUAAAUUAUUUAAAGAUAAAUUACUUAAAAAAAAUUUCCGUAAAUAUUUUACAAGUUAUAUAUAUUCAAUUUUUAAUUAUGGAAAGACACAUAAAUUUAUAAUACCUUAUAAUAAAGAUAAUGAUCAUGUGUAUAGAAAAUUAUUUGAUGAAUCUGUAGAAAUGAUGGAUCUACUUAUAAACAAAAUGGAAUUAUCAUUUAAGCACCUGAAAUUAUAA
This is a messenger RNA of Plasmodium adleri (nom. inval.), 1671 nucleotides long. Its product is annotated as MSP7-like protein, putative. Bases 1 to 1671 code for a protein of 556 amino acids. The transcript has a single exon. Lineage: Eukaryota; Apicomplexa; Aconoidasida; Haemosporida; Plasmodiidae. The record is from RefSeq and is a predicted model, not a curated record.